This is a messenger RNA of Caenorhabditis sp. 36 PRJEB53466, 3536 nucleotides long. Lineage: Eukaryota; Metazoa; Nematoda; Chromadorea; Rhabditida; Rhabditidae. The record is from the annotation of a GenBank genome assembly.
AUGUCGGAAACGCAGCCGAAUGAACAAACGCCUCAGCGUAUGUCCACUAGGACCCAGCCACGAGUCAACUACAACGAAUUGAUCUCUCCGCAAAACUCAUUGAGGUAUUUCCCACAUUUUCAGGCGAAACAACUCUUAGAAUCGCGAUUUUCAGCGAUGGAAUCUUCCGCUCGCCAACAGCCAGCACUCGCGGUCGAAAGAAGCGUCCAGUGCCGAUUGAAGUCAUGUCGGAUCUCUCCUCCAGCUUCGGUGCCAUGUACAACACUCCGCCAAAGCGAGGACGUCCACGUGGAGCCGGAUUCGUGGGAAGUGUGCGGGGAAGAGGGCCAACCACCCGUCGCGCUACCACCGAGGACUCGCUGGACUCGGAGAACCAUCUGGUGAUUGCCGUCAAGACGGGAAAACGGAUUCCAGAGACUGUGGACGCGUGGAUCGAACGGUACAACGAGUUGUCGACCGGAGCACUUGCCGAGAUCCAGCAGUUCUUCUUCACGAUUUCCGGAUGUAAGGGACACGUGACCCCGCAAAUGUCUAUGGGACUCUCUUACAAGUAAGUAACUUGUUCGAGUAUUGUGACAGACCAACAUUAAACGAGCGACUUUCAGGGAAAUCGUGUCCCGUAUGACUGAAGAAUUCGAGGACGAUUCGGCAGACUAUCCCAUGAUCCAAGGAGGACCCAUGAAGAAAUUCCGCACCAAUCUUCACACUUUCCUGCACACUCUCGUCAACCACGUCAAGUCCACGCUGAUUUUUGACCACGUUCUCAUGGAUAGCUUUGUUCAGCUUCUUACUGGAAUGGCCGACAGCCAGGUUCGUGCGUUCAGACACACCGCCACGUUCUGCGCCGUUAAACUCUCGUCGGCUCUCGUCGACGUUACCAUUGAACUGACCGAAUCGAGAGUGAAGACUAUCAAACAAAUCGAGGCGGAAAAACAGAAGAUCAAGAACAAUGCGACUGGUAAUGAGAAGUACGAGGCUCUGGUCGCGCAGAAGAGUCAGACCGAGGAGCGCAUUGAGGAGGUCCGUGAGAUUCUCGGAUACUUCUUCAGAAGUGUCUUCGUUCAUCGCUACCGUGACACUGUGCCAGACAUUCGCUGCAUUUGUAUAACGGAGCUCGGCCACUGGCUCGAUAUCUACCCGGAGCACUUCAUCGAAGACUCCUAUCUCAAAUAUCUGGGUUGGAACCUGUUCGACAAGGCCGGAGAGGUCCGACUCCGUUGUGUUCGGGCCCUGAUUCCAAUUUUCGAGAAAAGAAGUAUGCCGGAGAAAAUGGAGUUGUUCGUUAACAAAUUUAAGGACCGUUUGGUGUCGAUGGUUCUCGACAAGGAUGUCGACACAAGUGUUGAGACAUGCCAUCUCUUGCGUGUCAUGUACAACGUCUUCCCGCUACUGCUUAACCAAGAGGAUUGCGUUCCUAUCUAUGAACUCAUCUACUCGACUAACCGCCAACUGGCCAUGGCUGCCGGAUCGUUCAUCAACAAUAAAAUCUUCAUGAACGCAGAGCAUCCAACGAAGCAGGCGAUUCCGCGCAACGUGCAGCCGAUUAUAGAUUUGGUCACGUUUUUCAUUGAAGGAGAGUGCCACGAUCACGCCGCUUAUCUGGUCGACGCACUGAUCGAUGUCAGUAAAAUAGCAAAGGACUGGGCUACAAUGGUUGAGUUGUUGCUCAAUGAUAAGUCUCCAUGUAAGUUUGCUGACGUGUCUUGACCAACUGACCUGUCACUGCCAAUAAUAAACUUUCAGUGAACCCACUUCACGAGACAAAGCUCAUCGACAUCCUCGCAUGCUCAGUUGAGCAGGCAGCGACAGGAGAGCAACCAGUUGGACGUGCCACUACCAAGAGAGGAAUGGUGUCGCACAGAGAGCAGAGGGAGAUUGAGGAAGAGAAAGCGCGUCUCACUGACAUUCUCAUUCCAAUUCUCCCUCGUCUGCUCAACAAAUUCGGAUCCGACAAUGACAAGGCUCAAUGGCUGGCAUCGCUCCCAAAGCACUUCAAUCUCAGCGUCUAUGCCACCGCUAGGAAUCAGGCGGUACAGUACUCUCUGCUUGAAAAUUGGAUUCAAAGUUAUGUUUUCAGCAUUUCACCGAGCUCAUCGAGACAAUCGACACACUGAUCGAGAGACACGUCGACGAAGAUGUCCUGCAGGAGUUGGCUGGAGUCUACAACGCCCUCUCAAACCACAGAACCACAGGACCAAUGGUCGAAGCGCACAAAAUGAAGAUGCUCGACGGAAUCGCCGCCUUCCUCCGCAACUCGUUCCAGCAGUUUGAAGAUGAGGCGAUGGGCGAGGAGGAAGAGGCUCAGUUCGUGGCCUACAUGAGAAGAAUGUCUGCGUUCUCGGGAUUCAUAAACCUCCGCCACUGGGAUCUGUGGGAGAUGUUCGUGAAGGUUGUGUCAAACUACGAUCGCGAGGAGACCAAGAGAGAUGUUCGCGAGUAUGCGGUCGGAAUGAUGCAUGUACAGGUUGUGUACGACUUCAUUGAGCUGAAAACCGAAGGAGAAGCCGUGAAGCGGGAUCAAGUGUUGAAACUUCGGAACCGUCGCGAUCAACUCAUCGAUAUUCUUGCCGAAACGAUUGAUGAAAGUGCCUAUGGCGUGGAGCAGGCGUACCUGUGCAUCUGUGAUCUAAUGGUCUUCUUCAAUCACCUUGACGAUGUCAAGGCCCUGGAUCCCUUGCGCUUAGAACUGGAUGACAUAGUCAUUGCCAAUCUGAAAAUGUUCCUGCGAAUCAAUGUCUUUGAGAACAACGAAACGGAGGAGAAGGAUCAGACUAAGAGAAUUGAGAUGAUGUACAAAAUGCGUCAUCUUGUUGCUCAGUUUGUCAAGCUUAUUGUUCACGGCUGCCUCGGACUUUCUCACGCAGCUGAGCUUAUGAGAUACUACCAAACUCACUAUCAGCAGUUUGGCGACCUCUUCAAGACUCUCCUGGCGAAAUGCAGAGAGAUGGACUUCAUCGCAACUGGACUCAUGACUGUGGAGACACUCGAGUCGCUCUUCUUUGAAAUCGAGCGCACCAGCCAAAAGGACCCAAACUCCGACGAAUUCAAUCAGAUCAGAGACUUGGCGAAGAGAUUGUCCCACGUUUUCGGACACGAUUACGCCAAGAAUCGUUUUGCGGUCGCAGCACUUCACAAGAAAGCCAUCGACUACGCCUUCCAGGAUUUCAGCAAGGAAACCGAUUCAGAGCCAAAGAACAUUUACUUUUUGGAAGUCGCCAUGGAGUUCAGCGCGUUGCUUCUGAAUCAAGACAAAGUAGCGAUGUGAGUAUCUUUAAAGAAUGUUAGCCUAAGCCCAAAUUUCAAUCUCAUUUCUUUUCAGUCAUCGGUAUCUGCUCAAGAAAUACGUGGAGAAGGGAGGAAGCAACGAAUGGGAGCCGUUCCGUCUCUACUCGGUCUCCCUGACUGAUCGCUCCACCGUCGACGAUGAUGAUGCUCAAUCGGUGCGCAGCGAGCGCACAAACGUCACCAUCCGAAGCUCGAGUUCGUCGAUUCGUGGAAGAGGACGUGGGCGUCGUCAGCGCGUUUACGACGACUGA